Molecule: messenger RNA, 2083 nt
Organism: Lacerta agilis (Sand lizard)
Lineage: Eukaryota; Metazoa; Chordata; Lepidosauria; Squamata; Lacertidae
Gene: PYROXD2
Product: pyridine nucleotide-disulphide oxidoreductase domain 2
Exons: 16
Coding region: 53-1807 (584 amino acids)
Molecular function (GO): oxidoreductase activity
Source: RefSeq, a predicted model, not a curated record
CCUGGGACUGGGCUGGAAGCGCGAGGCGAAUAUCAAAGUCCUUCCAGGCGUCAUGAUGGCCGCGAGGCCCCGUCGGUGGCUGCGCGCUGCUGCUGCUUUCCUGAGGAUCUCGGGGGGCUGCAGAGGGUGCCACGUCGGGGCUGCAGCCUCCCUAAAGAGGGAGUACGACGCCGUCGUGAUAGGGGCAGGACACAAUGGACUGGUGGCUGCUGCCUACCUGCAGAAAGGUGGCUUGAAGACAGCUGUGCUGGAAAGAAGACACCUUGUGGGGGGUGCAGCAGUCACUGAGGAGAUUAUCCCAGGGUUUCGCUUCUCCAGAGCCUCCUACCUGCUCAGUCUGUUGAGACCCCAGAUUUACUCAGAGCUGGAGUUAAAGAGGUAUGGUUUAAAAGUGCUUCCACGUGACCCUUAUUCCUACACACCGCUGCUGGAGGAUGGUCGGGCCGGAAAAGCCCCCCGCUCACUGCUGCUGGGGAACAACAUGGCUGACACACAGAGCCAGAUUGCCCAGUUCUCUGUAAAGGAUGCCCAGGCCUUUCCCCAGUAUGAGGCGUUCAUGAACCGCUUGGUGUCAGCCAUAGACCCUCUUCUUGAUACCUGCCCUUUGGACGUGGCUGGUUUCAGCCAGGGCUCCCUUCUUCAGAAGCUCAGAGCCUUACGAGGCCUACGGGCCCUGAUCCGUGCAGGCUUUACUCUGGGGAAACAGCUUCCGCAAUAUUAUCAGGUUCUGACGGCCCCCAUUUCCAAGAUCUUGGAUUUGUGGUUUGAGUCAGAGCCCCUGAAAGCAACACUGGCAACAGAUGCGGUGAUAGGUGCCAUGGCUGGUCCCCACACACCAGGCAGUGGGUAUGUGCUGCUGCACCAUGUGAUGGGUGAGCUGGAGGGGCGCCAGGGGGCCUGGGGCUACGUGGUUGGGGGCAUGGGAGCGCUUUCCCAGGCCCUGGCCAAUGCUGCAACUGCACUCGGGGCUGAGAUCUUCACGGAGAAGGCUGUUGCCCAGAUUCUUCUGAGCUCAGAUGGGAAGGCGCAAGGUGUUUGCCUCCAGGAUGGAACAGAAGUGAAGAGCCGCCUGGUCCUGUCAAAUGCAUCUCCGCAGCUCACCUUUCUGGAAUUGACUCCUCAGGAGCAGCUGCCCCCAGAAUUUGUCCAGAGAAUCUCCCAGUUCGACUCACGCUCUCCAGUCACCAAGAUCAAUGUGGCUGUGGAUCGUUUGCCUGAUUUCCGAGCGGCCCCCAAUGCCAGGGAUGGCUGCCCCUUGCCCCAUCACCAGUGCUCCAUCCACCUCAACUGUGAAGACAUACAGCUCUUGCACCAGGCCUUUGAAGAUGCCUGCCAGGGGAGACCGUCAAGCAGGCCCAUGAUUGAACUGUGCAUCCCGUCUGCCCUGGACCCCACACUGGCUCCGCCGGGCUGCCACGUGGUCUCUCUCUUCACUCAGUACACCCCCUACACGCUGGCCGGAGGGAAGCAAUGGGAUGACCGUGAGCGUGAGGACUACGCUGACCGAGUCUUUGAUUGUGUUGAAGCCUACGCCCCUGGGUUCAAGGCCUCUGUCAUCGGCAGGGAUGUCCUGACGCCUCCAGACCUUGAGCGGAUCUUUGGCCUACCUGGUGGGAACAUAUUCCAUGGAGCAAUGUCUCUGGACCAGCUGUAUUUUGCCCGGCCAGUGCCUUCCUAUUCCAGCUACCGAUCUCCAGUGGAAGGCCUCUACCUCUGUGGAAGUGGCGCCCAUCCUGGAGGAGGUGUCAUGGGAGCGGUGGGGCGCAAUGCGGCUAGAAUGGCUCUGGAGGAUUUUAAGCAGCUGUGACCUCCCCAGGGAGGACCCUUGAGCUGCCCUGGCUCAGGGAAAGGGACUGACGGGAAGCCACUCUGCUGCGUUCUGUCUCUGGGCCCAGUGCUAGAGAGAGAUCUCUGGUCUUUUGCUCUGGGCAUUGCACAGCCAUGGAGCAGUAGGUGGGCGCUGCUCUUGCAGACAGAUGGACACAAGUGUGCCACAAGCGUGUUUGCAAAAUGCUCUUGCUACCACUACCGCUCCCAGCUUUAUAAAUCAGCUAAUGCACUCCUCCUGAAUGCUCCUAUUGUA